GAUAAAGUGCUCGAGAAAUGUGAUGCCCACUGCUCUCCCAGAAAGAACGAAACAUACGAGAGAUAUGUAUUCCGUUCACGUGUGCAGCAGCAUGAGCCUUUUGAUAGCUUUCUGACUGACCUGAAGCUAAAAGCACAGUCAUGCAACUUUGCUACGCUGAGGGACUCCAUGAUACGGGACCAGAUCGUUUUUGGCGUGGAGGAGGAUAAAAAGGUCAGAGAAAGGCUGCUAAGGGAAACGGAGCUGACAUGUGAAGCAGCUACAAAAAUCUGCCAUGCAAGCGAGCUGUCCCAAAUGCACGUCAGGACUUUCAGCGAGAUGGCGGGCGCGGCUAACGUGAGUGAUGGCGCAGCAGUUGGUGCGGUCUCCAGCCAAGGCAAAUGGCGCGCACAGACGCGGUCAACACAGCGGUCGGAAGAAGGGACAUUCAGCUGUAAGCGCUGCGGCUCGAAGCACAAACCACAACAGUGUCCGGCAUUUGGUAAGCAAUGCUCUAAUUGCCAGGGCCAGAACCAUUUUGCUAAGCAGUGCUUCUCAAAAGGAAAUGAGAGGAAGAAAGGAAAGUCUGUAAACAUAGUGGAAGACGAUGAUUUAAGUGAGACAUUUUUUGUUGGCAUGGUGAACUGUGAAACUGAGCAAAAAGAGGUUAAUGCAAUCAGAGAAGACAAAUGGAUAGCUCCACUGAUGAUUAACGGGACAAUAAUAACUAUGAAACUGGAUACUGGUGCAAAAGCAAACCUGAUGAGCCUGUCUGACAUCAAGGCAAUGAAAGAUAAGCCACAAAUUAAAAAAAGAACACAGGCACUAAAAGAUUAUAAUGGAAAGAAAAUCAACAGUUUGGGCGUGUGCAUAUUAAAGGUAACCUCAAAAGGUAAAGUGCACCACCUACUUUUCUCUGUUGUCGCUGAUGGACUUGAUUCACUGCUGAGUGAUAAAGCAUGUGAAGAUUUGGAACUUGUCAAGAGAGUGUAUUGCAUCAACACAACUGUGAGUACACCAAAUGACUCAAUUAAUUGUAUAGUACAGAGUUAUGCAGAUGUAUUUAAGGGUUUUGGUGUGUUGCCCUUCACAUACAAAAUCCAGCUCAAAGAAAAUGCACAGCCAGUUGUGCAUGCUGCAAGAAGAGUUCCAGCGCCACUCAGAGAUCGCUUAAAGAAAGAGCUCGACAGAAUGACAAUGCUCGGAGUGAUAAAAAAAGUUGAGGAGCCAACAGACUGGGUUAACUCGAUGGUCUGUAAAGAAGAAAAGUGGUGAUUUAAGAGUGUGUAUGGACCCAAAAGAUCUUAAUGAAAACAUCAAGCGUGAACAUUAUCAGAUACCCAAGCGUGAGGAAAUCACAAGUGAAAUGGCAGGUGCCAGCUUCUUCACAAAGCUUGAUGCGUCUCAAGGCUUUUGGCAGCUGAAACUGGAUGAAAGCAGCACCAA
Gymnodraco acuticeps is the source of this 1425-nucleotide messenger RNA. RefSeq lists its product as uncharacterized. NCBI's taxonomy places the organism in Eukaryota, Metazoa, Chordata, Actinopteri, Perciformes, Bathydraconidae. The transcript has 2 exons. The record is from RefSeq and is a predicted model, not a curated record. The coding region runs from base 169 to 1254 and encodes 361 amino acids.